GACUUUUCAGUCGUUAAAAUGAUGUGGCACGUCGCGUAGCGGCCGCAUUUUCUUAACCAACCGUAAACAUCUUUUUAUUUUCUCGAAAUCUCGUCAAAUCUUCGGAUUAAAUGCCGAUGCGUGAAUAUCCCGUUCUUCGUUCCGGAGUCCGGACCCGUCAAAAUACAGUACAAAUAAACCUGUUUAAUUUUCAUUAAUUAUUAACCUCAAAACGACCAACAAUAACGGAAACUUAUUAUAAUUUAUAUUUUUACCGAAGGCUGUGUAACACAUCGUAUAGAAUUUAACGAAAAACAAAAAUCGAAAUUCAUAGAUAAUGGAGCUGGUAGUAUCCGAAUUCGAAGAACUGAUGCUCUGCGGCUACUGCAAACAAAAGUACAACGACAGCGAUCUAAGCCCGAAACUCCUAUCGUGUAAACACUAUUUUUGUCUGCAGUGCACCCGCACUAACAUGACCAAAGGCCAAGAACUGUAUUGCGUCUAUUGUUGGAAAAGGACCGAAUUGGGCGAUAUGGGCCCUGAAUCGUUGCCCACUUACAGUCCCGCCCUGUGCCUAGCCAAAAAUUUCGGACAGAUGAGUUUGGGAACGAGGCCACCCGACAAAACACCGUCGACUCAAAAAGUUGGUUCAGAAAAUUGUCUCACCCACGCUAUGCCCCUGGUACUAUGGUGUCACUCGUGUGGCAUACCGUUAUGUCGCGCGUGCGCGUCUACUGUAGAACAUACGACACACAAAAUAAAACCUCAGGGCGAAGCCAAGGAGCAUCUGGUAGCCGAGAUGCAAAUCGAUUUGACAUCAAUGAAUAAGAUGUUAUCCGAGAUCCAAAGACUGGCGAUGCAGCAGCGCGAAUUCCUGCUAAAAAUCCACGAAGCGUGCGUCACGCUUAAGACACACGUCGAAUCCGAACUUACGAAUAAUGCGUCACACUUCGAAAUCGGCGAAACUCGCGAUCUUUUGGCGAAACUCCGCGUAAAACUGUCAAUGGCCGAUACAUUGACGGACGUGCACAACAUCUACUCGAACCUAACGAUGGAAAAACACCGAUUACAGCUGCGCUACCACGAAAUGUACCUGCAGUGUCAACUGGACGACCUCAUCCGGACCGCUUCCGUCAUUUUCGAUUUUCAACUGCUCAAACAAGCAUUCAGUAACAUCAACCAUGGCGAACCAUUACUAAACACUCGUUUAAUUAACACGAAUAAUCCGCAACAGAACCCGAUUUUGUUUUUGGCCAACUAUUGUAUGGCUCAAUUGUACUCUCGUCACGUUUUGAGCAAACAAAACCUGGAUUUUCAUCAAUUAUUACCCUCUCAGGUGAUCAACUAUCAUCAGCAUCACUUGGCAACGCAACAAGAUAAUUAUACCGCGAUGUUGCCGAGUCCGCAGAUGCGCCAACCUACCAAUCCAUGUCCCUUUUAUUACUUUAACAUAGACGUGAAUGGGACGCAAUUGGGUAGGAUUGUGAUAGAGGUUCGCGCAGACGUUGCGCCGAAAAUGGCUAAGAAUUUCGAUAAGUUGGCAACAGGGGAGGCAGGGCUAAGUUACAAGGGUUGCCAAAUUUUCCAAUGUUGGGAGGGGGAAAGUGUAAUUACCGGGGACUACGAGUUGAAUAAUGGGAGAGGAGGUCGAUCGAUAUAUGAAGAUGGUUAUUUCUUACCAGACGAUACAAAAUUGGUUGCAUCAAGAGGCGCAGUAGGGAUGCGCAGAACGCAAAAGAGACACGAUAAUCUCGGCAUGGUUGGCUCACAGUUUCGGAUAAUACUUCAAGAGAUGCGAGGGUUCACGGGUAUUUUUGGUCAUGUGGCUGAGGGUUUGGAAUUGGUUGACAAAAUCAGCACUUUUGGGGAUACCGCCGGGAAACCCACAAAAAAUAUCGUUAUUUCCAAGUGUGGAAAGCUAUAAUAGGGUAAAUAUCGCUUUAUAUAUGCUUAGUUGUUAUGGGAUGCAGAUGAAUAUUUUGUUUUUAUUACGUGUUCGAGCGAUACGAUAAAUAUUUACUUUCGAAACAAGUUGAUUUUCGCUGAGUGGCAAAAAAUAUACCGGCAAUAAUGCCGAUAUUGUCUGUUUUUGUGGGUCACCUCAAAAAGUAUCAAUUGCUAACCAAUUAUCAGUUUGUUUUUCAUUUAAUUUUUUUAAACAAUUUCGUAAGUCUCAUGUAGAAAUACUGAUCCUGAUUCAUGCAUUGUAUUACGUAUAUGUCGCUCGGAUAACAAAACGUUAAAAAUCAGAUCCUUUAUAAAAUUAAUUAACUAGCCAUUGGAUUCAUCAGACUAAGGAUUUCUUUUUGACAAUUAUAAAAUUUGUCAGAAUGGGCAUUAGUAUAUUUAUUUUACAUCUACACGACUAUAUUAAACAAUAGACGGCUGUCAGUAUCAAACAAGAAUAGUUAUAAUGGUCUAUAUAAUCAAAUGUGAAACUGGCGAGUCUGACAAGAACCUGCGUCACACAACAAAAUGUUCUCGCCUAUCGUGUAUUUAGCAUAAUUAAUUAUUAUUCGGUGUAAUAGAUGUUUAUAUGUAUAGCUUCAGACACACUUCGCGAUCAGUGUUUACCUAUCUAAGCUUAAACAAACGGAUUUCGAUAUAUUAUAAAUAAAUUAUAUUUUCGUAUAAGAAUAAUCGGAUUCUUUACUGUUAACUAUUUUUUUAGCUUUGAACAUACAAAAUAAAUGGUUUAUAGUGUUAUUCUAUCAUCGAGAAAAUGAGAGUUUAGAGACCCGUUAAAGCUUUCAGAGUUUAUGCGACAUAGGUAUUGUUUUUAAUAGCGUAUAGUUUUUUUUGUUCCUAUAUAGAUGCAUUUAUUUAUAAAUUGUUAAAUAUCAGGGUGUUUAUUUUGGCUAAUUUUACCCCAUUCUCGUAGCAUUAAAAAAAAACACGACAGAUUACUUUUACAAAGCUUCUCGUUGUUUGUUAAAAAAAUAGAAAAUACCCUGUAUAUUAUUAUAUUAACACUCUUUUAGCAAAUAAACAUAAUGGCCUAAAUAGCCCGAAAAUCGAAUAUGAAUAUCAACGUAUGAAUUAAAUCAAAAAUUAAUUUUUACUUUGGAAUUUAUGGUUUAAAAUCAUGCGACGUAGCGCGAAAAGUACAAAAUACAUACGGUAUAUGUGACUGAACGACAAAAGAGAGUAGUAAAAUCGAUAUUCUAAUUUUGCUAAAUUAUAUUUUAUAUUACGAAACCGUAUACCUAUUAGCCUAGUAUAAAUAACGCAAAACGUAUUUUUAAAAGUAGUGCGUACAAGUCCGGUCCUACAUCAAUAUGAUAACACUCCUAGAAUCGGAUUUUUCCGGAGUUUCAAAUAUUUAAACCAAAAAGAAUCUUUUUGUAAUGAUCGGACGUCUCGUUAUAUAGUCGGUAUUUUUGUCUAAAUGUCAUGUUUCGCUAUAUGUGUACAUUGAAAACGAAAAUAAAUGGUGCAAAUAUAA
Molecule: messenger RNA, 3424 nt
Organism: Anthonomus grandis grandis
Lineage: Eukaryota; Metazoa; Arthropoda; Insecta; Coleoptera; Curculionidae
Exons: 5
Coding region: 317-1903 (528 amino acids)
Biological process (GO): protein peptidyl-prolyl isomerization
Molecular function (GO): zinc ion binding; peptidyl-prolyl cis-trans isomerase activity
Source: RefSeq, a predicted model, not a curated record